Messenger RNA from Humulus lupulus (European hop), 2322 nucleotides. RefSeq lists its product as uncharacterized. Lineage: Eukaryota; Viridiplantae; Streptophyta; Magnoliopsida; Rosales; Cannabaceae. The coding region runs from base 1 to 2322 and encodes 773 amino acids. The transcript is spliced from 5 exons. The record is from RefSeq and is a predicted model, not a curated record.
AUGGGUUUAAUAGUGGUUAAUUUCAAUGAUGAAGCAACAAGGGACCAUGUUCUAGAGAAUGGCAUAAUCCAGUUUGACAGGAAACCUGUAAUUAUUCGACCAUGGACAACAGAUCUGAGUGCUGUUCGUCUAGUUCGCUCUGUUCUACUUUGGAUUCGUCUACAAGAUCUGGGUCUUCAGUAUUGGGGCAGUAAAUGUCUUAGUGCCCUUGUUAGUAUAAUAGGCAAGCCAAUAAUGGUAGACAAAUACACAAGAGAACGCUCACGUAUUCAGUUCACUCGGGUGCUAGUUGAGAUGGAAGUUACGGAUAACCCUCCUACAAGUAUUCAGUAUAUUAAUGAACAUGGUCAAAUCAUGGAGCAAGGAGUUGAAUAUGAAUGGUUGCCAAUUAAAUGCAAGAACUGUACUGGUUUUGGUCAUUCAAUGACAGAUUGUAGGAAGACUAAGAAUGCUCAGUGGGUCAUGAAGGAAACCAAGUUAAAUAAGGAUGAAAAAGCUCAGAGUUCAGCUGGUUUUAAAGCUGUAGAAUCGAAGGGUACUGAGAUUCAUGUGGAUACUGAUAAGGUUGUAGAUCAGACUAGUUCAGAAGAAGUCAAGACACAGACUGAUAAGGGUGACCCUCUUUUACCAGAUAAGGAGGUUUCAGCUGGGACUAGGGACAUUAAUCAGGCAAGCCAUCUAUGGCAUACUCCGAAAAAGGUUGCUGCUCAUUCAAAGGAGGGACAGGGAUCUGGUAAAAAUGCUAAGGUGACUGGGCAAACGAACAAGAGUUUGAACAAAUUUAUUGUGCUCCAAGAGGACCGGUUGAGUGGUAAGGUGACAAUUCUCUUUCAAUUUCUUCAAAUGGAUAGUAGUAAUAUAAUGAGUUGGAAUGUAAGAGGGCUUAAUGGAAUUAAUAAACAUGGCCCUAUUAGUGAUCUUUGUAAGAGUCCAGAAAUUGAAGGGCGUCUUUUGAUUGUUUGGAGGAAGUCUUUUGUGAAGGUUACUAUCUUAGAGGAAUCAAAUCAGUUUAUUCAUUGUUUGGUUAAGUUGAUUGGUGUGCAGCAGAGUUUUGGAGUAACUUUUGUCUAUGGAAUGAAUUCUAUAGAAGGAAGGAGAAGCCUUUGGGAGGGGCUAAGAAGGCCUUUUCUUAAGGACACAGCUUGGAUUUAUCUAGGGGAUUUCAAUGCCCCUUUUACAGCUAGAAUCUAUACUAAAAUUGAUCAUGUUCUCAUUAAUGAGAAGUGGGUGGACUUAUUUCCUCAAGCUACAGCUAUGUUCAGUUGGGAAGCAUUUUCUGAUUCUUCAGGUUCAAGAGAAGCUGGGAAUAAAGAUGUUUCGAUUCUUCAAUUAUUGGAUAGAGCAUCCAGAUUUUCAUAUUCAGAUAAGAUAGGUGACCUGAAGGUUAAAUUCUAUAAAGCUAAAGAGACCUUUCAAGUAGCUCGUUUACAAGCUCAAGCCUAUCCCGAUGUAUUGGAUUUUCAGGAAGCUGAAAAGGAAGUUGCUGAGGCUUAUUCAAAGCGUAAAGCGGAGAAUGGUAUUGUCUAUUUCAUAGCUGAAGAUGGAAAAAUGGUGGAUAAUUUCUCAGAUGUGGUCUCUCAUUAUGUGGGGCAUUUUAGAGACUUUUUGGGCAGCUCUAGUUCGGCCUCAGGGAGUAUUAAUACUCAGAUAGUAGAGAUGGGACCUCAACUAUCAGUUUUGCAGCAAAUGAAACUCCUUAAACCUUUUUCUAGGAAGGAGAUUAGGGAGGCUCUCUUCAGUAUUCCUAUAACCAAGUCUCCGGGUUCGGAUGGGUUUGGUUCUGGAUUUUUUAUAGCAGUUUGGAAUGACAUUGGGGAUGAGGUGUGCGAAGCAAUUACCCACUGUUUUGAAUCAGGUAUUUUCCCUUCUGAGCUCCACGAAACAACCUUAUCUUUGAUUCCUAAGGUUGCCAAUCCUUCAAGGGCUGUAGAUUAUAGACCCAUCGCUUGUUUCUCAACAUUAUAUAAGUGUAUGUCGAAGCUGAUUUGUAAGAGAUUGGCCAAUAUUCUUCCUGAUCUUAUUCAACCUAAUCAGCAAGCAUUUGUCAAGGGUCGGUCUAUUGCCCACAAUAUUAUGAUAUUCCAAGAUCUUAUCAAAAACUAUGGGAGAGCUACUACUUCAUCGAGAUGUGCUAUCAAAAUAGACCUCAGAAAGGCCUAUGACAUGGUUGAUUGGGUCUUCCUUGAGAACCUGUUGAAAGCUUUGAAAUUUCCUAUGAAAUUUAUUGGUUGGGUCAUGGCUUGUGUAAGGAAUACAUCUUAUUUUCUCUUGAUGAAUGGUAGGAUUCAGGGUAAAUUUAAAGGAGGGAAAGGGCUGAGAUAA